Molecule: messenger RNA, 2357 nt
Organism: Myotis daubentonii (Daubenton's bat)
Lineage: Eukaryota; Metazoa; Chordata; Mammalia; Chiroptera; Vespertilionidae
Gene: NSMF
Product: NMDA receptor synaptonuclear signaling and neuronal migration factor
Biological process (GO): regulation of neuronal synaptic plasticity; regulation of neuron migration
Molecular function (GO): protein binding
Source: RefSeq, a predicted model, not a curated record
CGUCACGGUGGGCGGAGCAUCGCCCCCGGUCCUGGCCGCGGCUCCCGGCUCCGGCUCCCGGUGCGGGACGCGCGGAGGGCCCCGGCGAGGCCAUGCGGGUCCCGAGCCCGAGCCCCCGUGCGGCGCGGCUCCCCCGGUGGCGGCGGCGGGCGCGGGGCGCACUCUGAGCCCGGGGAUGCGCCGGCGCCUCGACCAUGGGCGCCGCCGCCUCCCGGAGGAGGGCGCUGCGGAGCGAGGCCAUGUCCUCCGUGGCGGCCAAAGUGCGAGCCGCCCGGGCUUUCGGCGAGUACCUGUCGCAGAGUCACCCUGAGAACCGGAACGGAGCAGAUCACCUGCUGGCUGACGCCUACUCUGGCCACGAAGGGUCCCCCGAGAUGCAGCCCGCGCCCCAGAACAAGCGCCGCCUCUCGCUGGUCUCCAACGGCCGCUACGAGGGCAGCCUCUCUGAGGAGGUGGUCGCCGGGAAGCCGGCGGGAGAGGGCCCCCAGCCCCGCGUGUACACCAUCUCCGGGGAGCCCGCCCUGCUGCCCGGCCCCGAGGCUGAGGUCAUCGAGCUGGCAGUGGUGAAGGGGCGGCGGCACCGGGAGCACCCCCACCACCACAGCCAGUCCCUGCGCGGCAGCCACGAGGAUGUCAGCACACCCUGCCAGAGCUGGGCGGGCAGCCGCCAGGGCUCCCAGGAGUGUCCCGGGUGCGCCCAGCUGGCUCCGGGCUCCUCCCCUCGGGCCUUUGGGCCGGACCAGCGCCCCCUGCCCCAGGCCUCCAGCCGCCGCAAGAAGCUGGAGAGGAUGUACAGUGUUGACCGCGUGUCUGACGACGCCCACACCCCCAUCCGCACCUGGUUCCCCAAGGAAAACCUCUUCAGCUUCCAGACCGCAACCACAACUAUGCAAGCGGUGUUCAGGGGCUACGCGGAGAGGAAGCGCCGGAAACGGGAGAGUGAUUCCGCGUCCGUAAUCCAGAGGAACUUCCGAAAGCACCUGCGCAUGGUCGGCAGCCGGAGGGUGAAGGCCCAGACGUUCGCGGAGCGGCGCGAGCGGAGCUUCAGCCGGUCCUGGAGCGACCCCACCCCCAUGAAAGCCGACACUUCCCACGACUCUCGAGACAGUGGCGACCUGCAGAGCUCGCACUGCACCUUGGGCGAGGCCUUCGAGGACCUGGACUGGGAGGCCGAGAAGGGCCUGGAGGCUGUGGCCUGCGACGCCGAGGGCUUCCUGCCGCCCAAGGUCAUGCUCAUCUCCUCCAAGGUGCCCAGAGCGGAGUACAUCCCCACCAUCAUCCGCAGGGACGACCCUUCCAUCAUCCCCAUCCUCUAUGACCACGAGCACGCGACCUUCGAGGACAUCCUGGAGGAGAUCGAGAAGAAGCUGAACAUCUACCACAAGGGUGCCAAGAUCUGGAAGAUGCUCAUAUUCUGCCAGGGCGGCCCGGGACACCUGUACCUGCUCAAGAACAAGGUGGCCACCUUCGCCAAAGUGGAGAAGGAGGAAGACAUGAUCCACUUCUGGAAGCGCUUGAGCCGCUUGAUGAGCAAAGUGAACCCAGAGCCAAACGUCAUCCACAUCAUGGGCUGCUACAUUCUGGGGAACCCCAACGGGGAGAAGCUGUUCCAGAAUCUCAGGACCCUCAUGACCCCUUACAGGGUCAUCUUUGAGUCCCCACUGGAGCUGUCGGCCCAAGAUGAUCGAGACCUACUUCGACUUCCGGCUGUACCGCCUGUGGAAGAGCCGCCAGCACUCGAAGCUGCUGGACUUCGAGGACGUGCUGUGAGGCCAGGCGGCCCCUCGCCGCGUCCUGGGCGCCGCCGGUCCUGGCUCAGGUCUCAGCCCGCGGAGCGCCCGCGGCCGCAGAACAAGUGCAAUUCCCUCCGGCCCCGGGAGCCGGUGCGGGGCGCCCGGCCGCGUGGUGCCCGCCGGCCGCGAACCCAUCACCAGCACGGGCGCCUGGUCGGCUCGCGGGCGCGCCUCUGCCCGCCCGUCCCCGCGGGUCCCCGGUGGGGGGUGCUGUCUCCAGGGCCCGCCCUCCGCCCCCCUCCCGGAGGACGGGCAGUGCGGGCCGGUCGGGCGGAGCGGGCCCAGCCACGGCUGGGUCCCCGUGGGUGAGACCCGCCCACCGCACUGGGGGCCUGGACCCCACAUCCAGGCCCAGGAGCCGAGCGCUGGCGGGCGGGCUGGCACCGGCCUGGCCCUGGCGGCACUCUUGUACAUACAGCUGGCGCUGGGGGCAGGUCCCCCUUUGCAGAGCCCGGGUGGGAGGGCACCUGGCUGUGCCCGAGGCUGAGCGGGGGCGGGAGUGGCCGGGCUCUAACCAUGUACGAUAUCCGUAGAGUGACCAUUAAAGCUGACCCUCCGCCGCUC